This is a messenger RNA of Notechis scutatus (mainland tiger snake), 2541 nucleotides long. Lineage: Eukaryota; Metazoa; Chordata; Lepidosauria; Squamata; Elapidae. The record is from RefSeq and is a predicted model, not a curated record.
AUGUCCUGGAUCUUGGGGCCUUUGGUGCUCUUGUUGGUAUGGUUAAUGAAGAUCGCUGCCAGCCCCCAUUCGCUGAGGAUUGCCGCCAUUUUGGACGACCCCAUGGAAUGCAGCCGAGGGGAACGGCUCUCCAUCACACUGGCCAAGAACCGGAUCAAUCGUGCCCCUGAGAGGGCAGGGAAAGCCAAAGUGGAAGUGGACAUCUUUGAAUUGCUGAGAGAUAGUGAAUAUGAAACUGCCGAAACUAUGUGUCAGAUCCUUCCCAAAGGAGUGGUUGGUGUCCUGGGCCCAUCCUCAAGUCCUGCUUCCAGCUCCAUCAUCAGCAAUAUCUGUGGGGAAAAAGAGGUUCCUCAUUUCAAGGUUGCUCCAGAAGAGUUCCUGAAGCUUCAGUUCCAGAGAUUCACAACUUUGAACCUCCAUCCCAGCAACACUGACAUCAGUGUCGCCGUUGCUGGGAUCUUGAAUUUCUUCAACUGCACCACUGCCUGCCUCAUCUGUGCCAAAGCUGAAUGCCUUCUAAACCUAGAGAAAUUGCUCCGACAGUUCCUUAUCUCUAAGGAAACUCUCUCCGUUCGGAUGUUGGAUGAAAGCUGGGAUCCCACCCCAUUGCUAAAAGAGAUCAGGGAUGACAAAACCGCCACCAUCAUUGUCCACGCCAAUGCUUCCAUGUCCCACACGAUCCUUAAGAAGGCAGCUGAACUGGGAAUGGUGUCAGCCUAUUAUACAUACAUCUUCACUAAUCUGGAAUUUUCUCUCCAGCAACUGGACAGCCUUAUGGACGAUCGAGUGAACAUCAUGGGGUUUUCUAUCUUCAACCAGUCCCACCCUUUCUUCCAGGAAUUUGCAGAGAGUCUCAACCAGUCAUGGUUAGAGAAUUGUGACCAUAUUCCUUUUACUGGACCAGCACUGUCUUCUGCCUUAUUAUUCGAUGCAGUCUAUGCUGUGGUCAGUGCGGUACAAGAGCUGAACCGGAGCCAGGAAAUUGGUGUAAAACCCUUGUCUUGCGGAUCUGCCCAAAUCUGGCAACAUGGCACCAGUUUGAUGAACUACCUCAGAAUGGUAGAAUUGGAAGGUCUCACUGGCCACAUAGAGUUCAACAGCAAAGGCCAACGAUCAAACUAUGCUCUGAAAAUCCUGCAGUACACCAGGAAUGGCUUCAGACAGAUCGGUCACUGGCAUGUUACAAAAGGCCUUUCGAUGGAUAACCAGAUCUUCUCAACCAACAUGUCAGAGAGCCUCUUCAACACCACGCUUCUUGUCACUACCAUCCUGGAAAACCCUUACUUCAUGCUCAAGGGCAACCAUCAAGAGCUGGAAGGGAACGACCGCUACGAGGGCUUCUGUGUGGACAUGCUCAAGGAGCUCGCGGAUAUUUUGCGCUUCAACUACAAGAUCCACCUGGUGGGAGAUGGAGUGUAUGGAGUUCCUGAGGCGAACGGAACGUGGACUGGCAUGGUUGGAGAACUGAUCGCUCGGAAAGCCGACUUGGCAGUGGCUGGCCUGACCAUUACAGCCGAGCGAGAGAAGGUGAUUGAUUUCUCAAAGCCCUUCAUGACUCUGGGGAUUAGCAUCCUCUACCGUGUUCACCUGGGGCGCAAACCUGGCUAUUUCUCUUUUCUGGAUCCGUUUUCUCCUGGGGUUUGGCUCUUCAUGUUACUUGCCUACCUUGCAGUGAGCUGCGUCCUCUUCUUGGUGAACUCACGGUACCAGACGUAUCAAAGAAUGUGGAAUUACAUGUAUUCCAAGCAGCCAAGCGUCUUUGUUAAAAGCACAGAAGAAGGCAUCGCCCGGGUGCUCAACUCCAACUAUGCUUUCCUGCUGGAGUCCACCAUGAACGAGUAUUACCGCCAGCGCAAUUGCAACCUCACCCAGGUCGGGGGCCUUCUGGACACCAAGGGCUACGGGAUUGGCAUGCCAGUCGGUUCUCUUUUCCGUGAUGAGUUUGACUUGGCCAUUCUCCAGCUGCAGGAGACCAACCGCCUGGAAAUCCUGAAGCGAAAGUGGUGGGAGGGCGGACAGUGUCCUAAAGAGGAGGACCAUCGAGCCAAGGGUCUAGGAAUGGAGAAUAUAGGUGGAAUCUUUGUGGUCCUGAUAUGUGGUUUAAUCGUAGCAAUUUUUAUGGCAGUGCUGGAGUUCUUGUGGAGUCUCCGACACUCUGAACAUUCUGAAAUAUCAGCCUGCCAGGAAAUGGCGUCGGAAUUGCGUAGCAUCAUUCUCUGCAGGGACAGUUUUCACCCCCGUCAAAGACGAGGGGCUGUUCUUCGGACUCGCCCCAUUAUACAGGAAGACCGAAGAGCCCGUACGGCUAUCACUACCACCCUCAGUAAUGGCAAACUCUGUGGUGGUGGGGACCCUGACCAGCUGGCACAGCGACUUGCACAAGAAGCUGCCCUGGUGGCUCGAGGUUGUACUCACAUCCGGGUGUGCCCUGAAUGCCGGAGGUUCCAAGGACUUCGUGUCCGGCCGGGACCAGAUUCCCUCGUGCAAAGCGACGAGAGUUUGGAAUGGGAGAAGGUGACAAACAGCAGCGAGCCCGAAUAA